Sporisorium graminicola is the source of this 675-nucleotide messenger RNA. RefSeq lists its product as uncharacterized. NCBI's taxonomy places the organism in Eukaryota, Fungi, Basidiomycota, Ustilaginomycetes, Ustilaginales, Ustilaginaceae. Bases 1 to 675 code for a protein of 224 amino acids. The transcript has a single exon. The record is from RefSeq and is a predicted model, not a curated record. Gene Ontology annotation, molecular function: hydrolase activity.
AUGGUCGCCAAGUCUCUCCUCUUCAUGCUCCCUCUUGCGAUCGCUGGAUUUGUACAAGCUAGCCCUGUGACCAAACGCGAUGGCUGCUCCUCGUACGUCAUCAUCGACACUCGCGGCACUGGGGAGUUCCAAGGUCCUUCUGCCGGAUUUCGUACGAUGAACUCUCGCAUUCUCGCGUCCGUCUCCGGUGGUUCCGAGUACGACACGAUCUAUCCCGCCGAUUUUAGCCAAAUUUCGACUCUGGGCACGGAGAACAUCAUCGCCGAGAUCAACAACAAGCUUGCUCAGAACUCUGCCACUUGCUUCAUCCUCGAAGGCUAUUCGCAGGGUGCUGCGGCCACGUGCAAUGCCCUUCCUCGCCUCACGGGAGCCGCUUUCGACGCUGUGAAGGGAGUCAUCCUUAUCGGCAACCCGGAGCACAAGCCUGGUCUGGCUUGCAAUGUCGACAACAACGGCGGCAAGAGUACGGCUGCAGCCAGUGGCAUUGAAGCCUUGAUCGGAGGAGGCGUUCCUUCCAACUGGGUCUCCAAGACGCUCGACAUUUGCAUCUUUGGCGACGGAGUCUGCGAUGCGCAAUCUGGCUUCGGCAUCACCUUCCAACAUCUGCUCUACCCUACCGACGCCAAUGUCCAAACCAUGGGUGCCAACUUUGCCAUCAAAGCACUCCAGGGCUGA